AUGAAUCUGACAGAGUUUAAUCAGUCUGAUGGCUGUGAUCAUUUCUCCUGUCCAGAGAGAUCUGUAUCUCCUGCAGUUUAUAUCUUACUGUACGUGUGUUCAGCUGCUGUGGUUCUGCUAACAAUGUGUGGAAAUAUGCUCGUCAUCAUCUCUGUUCUUCACUUCAAGCAGCUUCACACACCAACAAACAUGCUGGUGCUCUCUCUGGCUGUGUCGGAUAUCCAUGUUGGUGCUUUAGUGAUGCCAGCAAUGUUAAUCUGGUUGAUCGAGUCAUGCUGGAUAUUUGGGAGAGGUUUCUGCAUCUGUUUUUUGUUCAUUGGUGGUGUCCUCACAUGUUUAUCCGUCUAUAAUAUUGCUCUAAUUGCUGUAGAUCGGUAUUUGGCUCUCUCAAAUCCCUUUCUCUACACAAACACAGUCACUAAGAGAACAAUGUGCAUUUUUGUUUAUUCUAACUGGUGUAUAUGUCUAGUCUAUAAUGCAGCGCUCUGUUAUUUUAAUGGAUGUUUCGUAAAUUUUCUAUCAUGUCCUGAAGAGUGUGUUUAUUUUCUGAAUGAGAUUUGGACUGUACUCGAUCUCAUAUAUUCAUUUAUAUUCCCACUUUCUGUCAUAAUCAUAUUGUAUACUCGAGUUUUUGUGAUUGCUAAGAAACAUGCCACUGCUAUCAGAGAGCUUAAUAAUCACGCACGGCCUAAAACACAGAAAAUCACCUCAUACUCAAUGAAAUCUGAGAGAAAAGCAGCUAAAGUCCUCGGUAUUUUAGUGUCUGUGUUUCUGGUGUGUUUACUUCCAUAUUUUAUUUGCAGUUUAUUAGGGAAUGUUAUUGAAAUACAGGCAGAGACAAUUAAGAAACUUUUGCUCAUACUUUGCUUUAAUUCCACCAUUAAUCCAGUUAUUUAUGCUCUGUUUUACCCGUGGUUUCAAAAAUGCAUUAAAUUAAUUAUUACACUGCAAAUAUUUCGAACAGACUCUACAUUAAUAAAAGUUAUUUCAUGA
Tachysurus fulvidraco (yellow catfish) is the source of this 993-nucleotide messenger RNA. RefSeq names its product trace amine-associated receptor 13c-like. Gene Ontology annotation, biological process: G protein-coupled receptor signaling pathway. Gene Ontology annotation, cellular component: membrane. The transcript has a single exon. Bases 1 to 993 code for a protein of 330 amino acids. Gene Ontology annotation, molecular function: trace-amine receptor activity. NCBI's taxonomy places the organism in Eukaryota, Metazoa, Chordata, Actinopteri, Siluriformes, Bagridae. The record is from RefSeq and is a predicted model, not a curated record.